AUGAGGAGAAGUCUUGAAAAAGAAGAGGCAAAACGUAAACUUUUGGAGAAAAAACAACAGUUUCGAAAGGAAUUGUAUGAGCAAGUAGUACAAAAAGAAGCAAUAUUAGAACAACAAAAAGCAUUAAAAGCGAUYGAAUGCAUCAACGUUAAAAAAUUGAAUGAAAAGUUGAAUGAAGAAGAACAAUUUGAAAAAAUGGAACGUAAAAAAAAACAAUUACAGACAAAAAAAGAAAUAGCACUAUUUACCAAAGAAAGAGCGAAUUUGUUUUCAAAAAUAAAYGAGGCGACAGCAAUGUUCGAUGAAACAUUUAAGAUCACAAUGAAACAAAAUUUAAAGGAUGAUUCAGCAGAUCAAAUUGAAGCAAAGGUUCAAUUGAAACGUGAAAACGAAAUGUUUAAAGAACAUCAAGCAAUUAUUAAAGAAGAACGCAAAAG
This is a messenger RNA of Diuraphis noxia (Russian wheat aphid), 437 nucleotides long. RefSeq lists its product as uncharacterized. The record is from RefSeq and is a predicted model, not a curated record. Lineage: Eukaryota; Metazoa; Arthropoda; Insecta; Hemiptera; Aphididae.